CUUGUCUCAUCGCUCGCCGGGCGCUCGCAUUGGCUCGCGCUGCACUCGGUUCACAUCAAGGCGGUCCACGAGGCCGCGCUUACCACGGUCAACCAGGACCUGCGGGUUCUUGUCCUGAAGACUGAAGUUAUUUGGUUCAGUCCCGUCAUGGUCAAGUCUGUUACCGUCGUUCUUCUGGUUAUGGGCCUGGCUGCCUCUCAGGCCAGUGCCCUGGUACUCCCCACCCGUUUUAUGGAUACCCUGCAAUCCAUCUUUGGGACUACAUUAGAUCUUCCAAAAGCUGAGAUUGGUUGGACCGAUCCGCGUCUCAAUGGUGGACGGUUUCUAGACUUCACGACUCCCAGAUACGGGGAACCGCUAAAUGUCAUCAUAUCCAACCAGUCAGAUCCCUUCAUAUUGACAGAUGCUGGCUUCCGUCUGUACUAUAAGUCCAUUGGGUUUUCUGAGGAGUGUUUAGGACUCCAUUAUGGUCAUGUUCACAAGGCAGACCUCGGUGACGGCGACAGCCAGAAAUCCGAGCAUAUUCUGGCAAGGCAACACUACUUCCCUAAGUGGGGAACUUGCUGGGAAAGUAUAGCAGGAGGAAACCACUUCCGUGCCUGGAAGCAGAAUGGCACAGAAAUCGACACCGGAGCGUGGUUUUUGGCUGUCUCCAAGGAAAUGGACUCCACUAAAAACCAUAUGAUUAUUCCGGAUGGAUAUAACAUCGGUCGUGAUUUUCUCGUCGAAGCCGCCACAUCCGUCAGCCACUGGAAUGGCAGGUGGUGGCAGGCUGAUGUGGAGUGGCGGAGAGGCCUACUCGAACCAGGAUACAAAGGAAUUAAUCAUGCCAUUGCACAAGAUGGACGCAUUGCGAUCCUGACUGUCAAUCGACUAUAGUCAUGGCCUUAGAUUCAGUGGGUGUAAUAUUACUGUCAGUUUGGAUGACAGUGUAGGUGUGAUGGUGUUGUAUUAUAUACCACAUGUACAUAGAACAUUAUCUUGUUAUUUACAUUGCAUGCAGUUUAAAUCAUUAAUAUUGGUACGGAUAUCCUUAUUGUCCUUGGCACUUAUGACUAUCUCAGAGAUCCAUUCGUAUGCUGACAGACCGAAAUCCAUCUAUUUCAUUACAAUUACAACAGCUGGUAUACAAUCGUGCCUAGAAAUGUAAACAAAAUGCGGGUAACAAACAAAC
This is a messenger RNA of Suillus clintonianus, 1174 nucleotides long. RefSeq lists its product as uncharacterized. Lineage: Eukaryota; Fungi; Basidiomycota; Agaricomycetes; Boletales; Suillaceae. The transcript is spliced from 7 exons. The coding region runs from base 148 to 879 and encodes 243 amino acids. The record is from RefSeq and is a predicted model, not a curated record.